UACAUGUAAUCAAAUUCCAUUUCUUUCCCUCAAAAAAAAAUCAAAUUCCAUUUCUACGAAUCUACCAUCAGCUUGUUUCAGCACCGCCGGUGAGUUUGGCGGCCCCACUGAUGCCACAGUGUGAUGCGUGUCACAUUAACAACCUCAGCACUCAGCAGUGAGUUUCAGUUUGGCACCCAGAAUUGAACCGCAGAACCUGGAAAAUCGAUUGCUUCUACAUGGACAAGGAGAACAAACAAUGGCCAGGAGAAAGAUUUUGUUGUUCUUGAAACCCUUUGAUGUUCACCAUCUUCGCCUUUCUGAAUCAUUUUCUGGAUUUUCCAAUUCUAAGACACUUCGCCAUUUGGACAACAGAAUUCAAGUUCACAGGGAUGCUAUAAGCUUUUGUCAGGAAGUUCUAAAACGAAAGUCGGUUGAGUGGGAAACUCUAUUUCACACUGAUUUAUCUCGCCCAAUCCGAGACGUGGAUUUGGUCGUAACUGUUGGAGGUGAUGGCACUCUUUUACAAGCUAGUCACUUUAUGGAUGAUAGUGUUCCAGUUGUAGGAGUAAAUUCGGAUCCCACACAGGUUGAAGAGGUGGAACGGUUCAAAGACGAGUUUGAUGCUACUAGAAGUGCAGGCUACCUUUGUGCAGCUACUGUCAACAACUUUGAACAGGUGUUGGAUGAAAUUAUCAACAGACGUGCUAGAGCUUGUGAAAUAUCAAGAAUAUCCAUACGAGUCAACUCCCACUUAUUGCAGACACAUGCUCUGAAUGAUGUUUUGAUUGCUCAUCCAUGUCCUGCGUCAUUGUCUCGGUUUUCAUUCAGACUCAACAAUGGCGAGUUAGUAAAUUGCCGGUCAAGUGGAUUAAGAGUUUCAACAGCAGCGGGAUCAACUGCUGCUAUGCUUUCUGCUGGUGGGUUUGUGAUGCCCAUAUUGUCUAAGGAUCUCCAGUAUAUGGUCAGAGAGCCCAUACCCACACCCACACCCACGCCCACGCCCACGCGCAUAAUAACAACGGGUUCAAAUUCUAGCGUCGUGCAUGGUUGGGUCAAAUCUCAUCAGACCAUGGAAAUUACUUGGUCCACUGAACAAGGUUUUGCAUACAUUGAUGGUAGCUAUAUUGCUCAUCCUAUUAACAAAGGGGAUAUCAUCCAAUUAUCAGCAAUGGCACCUGCUCUCAACAUUUUCCUGCCACCCCACUUAUUAUCUUCUUCUAAUAAGCAUGCAAAUUUAUGAUUUUUUUUUUAAAUCUUUAGAGACUAAAGUAACACAAGGAAUAUACUUGUAUGUUUUUCACUUGUUUCUUUUUGGGUGCUCUGAAAAUGGCUACAUAACAAAUACAGACUAGUUCUGGUUUGAACC
This is a messenger RNA of Spinacia oleracea (spinach), 1348 nucleotides long. RefSeq names its product NADH kinase. Bases 239 to 1222 code for a protein of 327 amino acids. Lineage: Eukaryota; Viridiplantae; Streptophyta; Magnoliopsida; Caryophyllales; Amaranthaceae. Gene Ontology annotation, molecular function: NAD+ kinase activity. The record is from RefSeq and is a predicted model, not a curated record. Gene Ontology annotation, biological process: NAD+ metabolic process; NADP+ biosynthetic process. The transcript is spliced from 5 exons.